This is a messenger RNA of Callithrix jacchus (white-tufted-ear marmoset), 7475 nucleotides long. It is a transcript of the gene RTTN, whose product is annotated as rotatin. Gene Ontology annotation, biological process: centriole replication; centriole-centriole cohesion; ciliary basal body organization. NCBI's taxonomy places the organism in Eukaryota, Metazoa, Chordata, Mammalia, Primates, Cebidae. Gene Ontology annotation, cellular component: ciliary basal body; centrosome; centriole. The record is from RefSeq and is a predicted model, not a curated record.
AAUUCCCGCGCUGAAAGCCGGAACGCCAGGCCUCCGGGCGUCGCCGCCGGCCCGGAGCUCCGUGCAGGUAGCACGGCCCAGUCAGGACCACAACUCCCGACGUGCGCGGCGGCCAACGCGGGUUCUACCCCUUGCCUGUUGCUUUAUUCUUCCCCCUUUUGCGACGAAGACUGCUGUCCAGGAAGCGCGCAGUAGUGAUUCUAGUGAGGCCGUAAGCUCACCUGGCGACGCCAGGGCUGUGAACGGCUCACGGAAUGUCUCUUUCUCCUGCUGAGCGCAGGCAUUGCGGAACCCACCGUCCCACUGGCCGCGUUUCCGGAGGACAUUAAUUGUGGCCGGACGCAGUGGCGCGGCUGUUUAAUUCUCCGGCGGCGGCAGGUUAAGGGGACGAGAUGGUCCCGGCGGGGCUCAUCAGGAAACUCGGUCAUCAGCUGGCCGAGAUCAGGGAGCGCGCUCUCAAGAGUAUUCUCUGCAAGAUUGAGCACAACUUAAUCUGCCACGCUGAUCUCAUUCAGGAGAGGCAACUUUUUCUUCAUCUGCUGGAAUGGUUCAAUUUCCCGUCCGUUCCAAUGAAGGAAGAGGUUCUCAACUUGUUAAGCAGAUUGGUUAAGUAUCCCCCAGCAGUCCAACAUUUGGUUGAUUUUGGUGCAGUGGAGUUCUUAUCUAAGCUUCGAUCUAACGUGGAGCCAAAUCUGCAGGCUGAAAUUGACGGCAUUCUGGAUGGACUUUUCAUUCUUCCUUCGGAAGUUCCUGCACUAUCUUCCGCCUCAUACCAAACCAAUCAAAUGGAAUUAUCAAAAAAUCCUGAAAUCUUAAAAGGAUAUUUUCCCCAAGAUAAAAGUAAUUACCAGCAGAUGGAAGUGCCGCCACGACCAGUGGUAAAUCAGACUGUGAAGUGUUUGAAGUUUUCUAUAUUUCCUUGGCUACCCCUGACCACCACAGAUAGACACGUUCUCUCCUCUAAUGAAAGCUCUUUAAGAAGUAGUAACCACACUUUAAUCUGGAACACCUGUGAACUACUGAAGGACGUUAUCAUGCAAGACUUUCCUGCUGAGAUUUUCCUUCAAAGGCCAAAAAUUGUUCAGAGCCUUUUAUCUCUGUUGAAACUGGCCUUUGGAGGAGAUGGGAAACAUCGCCUCGCAUUACAGUCAGUGUCCUGCCUGCAGCAGCUGUGCACAUAUUUAAGAAGCAGACUUCACUUUCACCGAGAUCCAGGUUUUUUCUCCAACAAACAGGACACAGUUUCCCAAAAUUCUUCUUUAUCUUACUGUCAUGAAGCAAGAGGUACUCAUCAUUCCCAGAAUCCUUCCCCAGGAAGCAGCAGCCCUCGGCCUUCAGUGGUUGGGCGCACAGGCCAGCGACCCAGAGGAGAUGGCCAGGAUUGGGAUGCAGUGUCCUCGAGUGGAAGUAGUAGUCAUGCUCACGUUAACUCUAGGAUAUCCGUUCAUUCACCUUUGGAUGUGGGACACAUAGAUCUGCCAGAGCUGGAAACUGAAGACACAUUGGAACUACAAUUCCAGCAGCUCAGUCUUCCCCAGUUUUGUGUCUCCAUUCUGGAAUCAGCUGUUCCUCUCUUAAGAACAGGUAGCAGACAAAUGAUAAUAAGAGUUCUGGAAUUGCUUGCAGUGGACAUGACACUUAUUGGUGAAGCAGUUUCAGCAGAUAUCUGGGAUGACAGCAGCCUUUUUGGUAUAGAUAUGAAAGAGAAACUGCUCCUGGUGUUGGGAGCCCUUGGAGAAACUAUGUGCUACCAUAAGAGUAGUGUCAGUUUGGAACAAUCAGAGGUGAUGCUUGUGCACCACAGAAUGGCCUUUAUCAGCAUUUCACUGUUUGCAGUUCGACUGUUGCAAGCGCUUCUCCCUGUUGAAAAGGCAAGCAAGUUUUUACCAGAGCCCAUGACAGCAGCGUUGUUUCUCCUUUCUUUGGACAUGCCUAUUUCUUUGGAAUAUCCAAAUAUUCAUGAAGCUGUUGUGGCCUAUUUGGAACAGCUGAAUUCUGAAAACUACAGUAUUUAUAAACAAACUGCAGAGGCCGUUUAUUCAAUUGAAUGCACCUGUAACUUCCUGUCUGAUAUUGAGAAGGAGGGAGAGAAGGAUCUCUUAGAAUUAGUGGAGCUGGCGGAUCAAUCCUUGCGUAGCUUUUCCUGUCAUCAGCAUUUCCCCCUAAUAAAGGAAAUCAUCAGCAUUUGUUCAAAGAUCUGGAAAUCUGCACAGGCCAGUCCAUUACUACAAGGAGAAAGUCAGAAGGUGCUUCUCCAUAUGUUGUCUCACCCGUUGCCACAAGUGAAAGUUGAAACUUACCACUGCUGUCUGGAAAUCACUAAGGAAUGUUUAGGUGUUCAGAAUGUCACUAAACCUGUGUCUUCACUUUGCAAUGGAAUUCAUUUUCUACUUCAUCCAAAAGUUCUGUAUGAAAUCUCCGUAUUUGGCAUUCAAGACCCCAAAAGUGAGGUGAACACUGCUGCCAAGGCCAUUCUGUUAUACCUGCUUCAGGGACGAUUGAUGAUGACAGCACUGACCUGGAACAAAUUUAUUGAAUCUCUCUGUCCUGUAAUUCCAGUGCUGCAGGGCUAUGCUGACACAGAAGAUCCUUUGGGUAACUGCAUUUUCCUUCUAAGCAAAGCAAGUUCUGACCCAGGAGAAGAGAUCCUUCCCUGUACUACCCGGUUAAGGUCCAUGCUGCGACUUUUGCUAGUGAAAAAGCCAUCGGUCCGUGCACAAGCAUUAAAGCUUUUAGCAUUCCAUCUUACCAGUGAAGAAGGGGCUGACACAAAGCGCCCUCUAAUAGAUGCCAGAGUUCUCUCCAGAGUUACUAAUUUAUUCAUUGUGAAGAAGCCUAUUGAACUCAAACUGGAUGACAGAAGAGAGCUGGUUAUUAAGUUGGAGACUGUUGAAAAAGUUUAUGAAAUCUUCAUCUCAGAUGAUGUUGAUCUUGUUUUGAGAAAGUCAGCUGCCGAACAGUUAGCUGUGAUUAUGCAAGAUAUUAAAAUGCAUGCUGUGGUGAAAAAGUUACGCUUAACUGACAAAAUAAUUGAGUAUUUAAAUGAAUGUGUGGGUCAAGAUGGCAAGGUUGUAGAAUGUUUGGUACAGCCAUGCCUGACACUCUUGAGGAAGCUUUUAUGUGGCGAUCCGGUCAUGCGUGUUUCCCUCUCACAACAGUCUUCUGUUUUGAUGCUGUUAUUCAGAGUUUCCUUAAUAUUUCACGAAGAUUGUACUGUCGUGACUGAAGUUGGAGCACUAUUUUGUCUUCUAUUAUUUGAUGAAGUAUCAAGAAUGGAUAUGUGGUCUGUUAAUCCUCCCAGUAAACCGUCUUUGCUAUCAGUCUUCAGUUUGCCUGUUUCAGUUUUUAGAAGGUAUCAUCUGCCUGUUCAUGUAAUCGGACAUCAUGCUGUGAGUCCUUACUCCAUAGUUUUGCCCUUAUCUUCUGAUUGUUUGGCCUUGAAGCCGGUGUCAGAUAUGCUGAGAAUGGCUUGGAACCUGUCAUGGUAUCAUGGGAGUGAUAAUCUGUUGAAACAAAUGAACUCUGAAACUAAAACACAAGAAUUUUUGGAUACAUUGAAGUUAUCCGCAGAGGACAUCCUCACUCUGAAGAUAACACACAUGGCUAGUGGGCUGCAGGACUGCCUCCAUUCCAUUGUUCAGGCUGCAACCCACAGAGAAGUUAGGGCUGCUGUCACUAGGAUGAGUUUUUAUCUUCUGAAUGACAGAUUGUCUUUAAAGGGUGGCCCUGGUUCGUGUGGGGCUACCUUGAAGUCCUUGGCUUGGCACACCGUGCUGAACAGGUUUUUACAAGUGCUUCCUGCUUCCACUGAAGAUGAGAAACUGCUAAUAGAUAUCAUACAUUUUUUAAAUAAAUUAAUAAAAGAACAAAGAAAAAAUUCUUCAUUGGAACUUCUAAACUGGAUUCUAGAAUUACUUCUUAGACAUAGUGCAAACCCACUGUUGGACCUCCUGGUUCUGACAGAGUCACAGGCACGAGAAGAGUCAGAUGAUAUCCGGACUGCUGUCAGGCAACAACUUCAGAAAGAACUGAUUGCUCUUUUUGAUACCUUGCUGCUCAAUUUCAUGGAUAUUACUGACAGGAAAUGCUUGGAACUUCUUUACGUUUUUCAAACACAGCUGGCUCUGAAACUGCUCCAGUGUCUGAAAGUGACGGAUGCGCCUCAUUUCUAUGGCCUGCCAUCCCUUGAGCGGACUUUACGAGGGAUGGCUAACCUCACUGCAUUUCCGGGAUGGAGCUCACAUUCUCCUCUCACAAAGCCUCUCGAUAUAUGUGUGAAGUAUUUGUCAGGGCUCCUUGAGGUCAUUACUUCCUUUUAUGUGGAGCGUGGAGGAAAUGCUAUGUCCUUCAUGGGAAAAGGUGUUACAAAGAGCACAAUUCUUUGCUUGCUUCACUUAUCCCAUGAGAUGAUGGCCCAGGCUGGGAGCUUGGAGUGGAUGUCACUUUGGUUCUUGCCUUUGGGUAGUCAUGGUGAAGAACAUAUUUCUACUCAACAAGGAUUGGCUUGGCUGAUUCCAUUAUGGGUUGAUCGGGACCCAGAGGUGAGAUUCACUUCACUGGGAUUAGGAUCAGCACUGACCACCCUUGAAACUGGCUGUGUGGCCUUGGCAAACAGUUGUCAGAACAUUUCUGGGGGGCUCUGGGGAACUGUGGUGAACAUUCUUCUGGACCAGUCUGAAUGUAGUAUGGUGCGCCGGGAGGCUGCAUUUAUUCUUCAGAAUCUCCUUGUAAUUCCAAUGCCUACAGAAAUUAUAAAGGAUUAUACUUGGCAGACCUCUACAUUUAAAAUAACGACAAUGUCCACCAUGUGCUGGCUGUUCCUUACGGGGCCCUGUGUCCAUGAUGAGGACUCUGGCCUGUCACUCAUUGGAAAACCUGCCCUUCAGGCUCUUUUAUAUCAUUGCCAUUUUUAUGAACAUUUGAAUCAGAUGGUAAAACAUUGUUACCUAGGGCGGUGUAUGUUUGAUUUGAAUUUUUCUGCUUUUGAUAGAAAUUCAGAAGGCAGUGAUUUAAAUGGUUUAGAUGACUCAUUCAAGUUUUGGAGGCCUCCAUCUAGGAUAUCCAGUGAGGAUCCAGAUCCAAGUUCUCUCUCCACCUCAGAAACAACGGUGGCACCUUCGUCGGAGAGUGCUGAAUUUCAGCCACUUGUGCAGUCAACAACACUUCUACCUGAAGCCUCCCAUGACCAGUUUGUGGCUCAAGGUCACCAGGAAAGUACAUCACCACGGCCACCUCAAGAUUCAUCUCUUUCUGCUCCCCUGCCCAAACUGUGUGUUUUUGUUACUCCAUCUCUUCUUUCAGCAAUGUGCAGCCUCUUGGACAACCUCUUGAUGACUGCUCCCAGAGACACUGCAAAGGCUGUUCGACAAGCUCAUCUCAUCGAACUUCUUUGUAGCAUUGCAGAUGCUGCCCUCAUACAGACAUGUGUCCGGGGACUCAGGGCCCUCCUGCCAUCAUCACCUCCAGCUGAGCACACUCAGGCUCAGGUUUCCUUUCUCCUGGAAUACCUAUCCUCUUUGUCCAGGCUUCUGCAGUCAUGUUUAUUGGUGGAGCCUGACCUUGUGAUUCAAGAUGAGCUUAUGAAACCUCUUAUCACUAAUAUCAUUGGAAUUCUCACCAUAUGCACCAAACAUGUAUUAGAUAGAGAGUUAAUAUCAGCUUUUUAUCUCACAUGGACACAUUUAUUUAAUCUUCUGGCCACACUCCUGAGGAAGACUGGUGCCAUCGCACUCCCGUCUAUUACUAUGGCCCUGGCCAAGCACUGGACAGCAAUGAUUGAUACGUUCUGCAAAUGUGCAAGCUUGUCCACCACGUGUCCUGCACUGUAUACUGCCAGCUUGCAAUUCCUUUCUGUUCUCUUGACUGAAGAAGCAAAAGAACAUCUCCAGGAUAAGAGCAAAACAAGUUUAUGCCAUAGUCCAACAAUGGCUUCACUUCUUGAUAAGUCUCAGGAAAAUCAGAACUCUCAACGACUUAGUGAUGUAAUUCUUCAGUGCUAUGAAGAAAAAUCCUCCAAAGAUAUCCUGAAAAGAGUAGCUGCAAAUGCACUGAUGUCACUUCUGGCUGUCAGUAGAAGAGCGCAGAAACGUGCUUUGGAAGCCAAUCUUAUAGACAACUGCAUGGAGCAGAUGAAACACAUAAAUGCACAACUGAAUCUAGAUUCUCUGAGGCCUGGGAAAGCAGCACUGAAAAAAAAGGAGGAUGGUGUUAUUAAAGAGUUAAGCAUUGCCAUGCAGCUCCUAAGAAACUGUCUUUAUCAAAAUGAAGAAUGUAAAGAAGCAGCUCUUGAAGCUCACCUUGUCCCUGUCUUGCACUCUCUCUGGCCUUGGAUUUUGAUGGAUGAUUCAUUGAUGCAAAUUUCUCUGCAGCUUCUUUGCGUCUAUACUGCAAAUUUUCCAAAUGGUUGCAGUUCUCUUUGUUGGUCAAGUUGUGGACAGCACCCUGGUCAAGCAGCACACAGAGGAGCCCUGGGCAACUCUCUGAUGCUGUGUGUCCUAAAGUUGGCUUCCCAGAUGCCAAUGGAGAACACCACAGUUCAGCAGAUGGUUUUUAUGCUUCUUUCAAACCUGGCCUUGUCUCACGACUGUAAAGGAGUAAUUCAGAAGAGUAACUUCUUGCAGAACUUCCUCUCUCUAACAUUGCCAAAAGGAGGAAAUAAACAUCUCAGUAAUCUGACAAUUCUUUGGUUGAAGUUACUCGUGAAUAUAUCAUUUGGAGAAGACGGGCAACAAAUGAUUCUGAGGCUUCAUGGCUGUCUAGACUUACUAACAGAGAUGAGCAAAUACAAGCAUAAGAGCAGCCCUUUACUGCCUCUUCUUAUCUUUCAUAAUAUUUGCUUCAGUCCUGCUAAUAAACCCAAGAUCCUGGCUAAUGAAAAAGUCAUCACUGUGCUAGCUGCCUGUCUGGAAAGUGAGAAUCAAAAUGCUCAGAGGAUUGGAGCAGCUGCGCUUUGGGCUCUGAUUUACAAUCAUCAGAAGGCAAAAGCAGCUUUGAAAAGUCCAUUAGUAAAAAGAAAAGUGGAUGAAGCAUAUUCCUUAGCAAAGAAAACUUUCCCAAAUUCAGAAGAAAACCCUCUAAAUGCCUAUUAUUUGAAAUGUCUUGAAAACCUCGUGCAGCUUCUUAACUCUUCCUGAAUGCCCUGCGAUGCUACACCUUGAAACUGACAGCCACCAACCUGGGAGCUAAAGUUGAAGCCAGCUGUGUGUAGCAGCUGUUACCUGAAGACAUGCUACCUCUCUACAAAGGGUCGAUCCUCCUCUUUCCCAUGAGAGAGAGAACUGGUGACACUCCAGCACUAUCCAGUCAUGGCAGCUCUCCAGAAGUAAUAGCAGCUGACAGCUUCCCAUGCCUUUUCCUUUCUGUCGAAAAGGCAUAGAAAGCUCUGGGAACAUAAACAUUUUUACCCUUUUCUAUGCCAUUUAUUUUGUAAAAAUCCUAUUUAACAGUUAUUUAAUAAAACAAUAUUUUUAGAAACU